UUACGUCAUAUGUGAUAAGGCUAAAAGCAACAUGGCCGUUGUUUUGAUCGGCUUUCGAUCAACUCCUACCAAUGCUAUGAUGUAAGGUCAGUGUGACAUAUUAGAGGAAAAUCAAAAUGUGUGACCAUCGUCAUCUACGUUCACCAACUCCUGCAGGAAUUGUUGACCACGUCGGCUACCUGUCUGACAACCUCGGUGAACUUGUAGAAAAUGAAGACUACAGUGACAUUACACUGCUCGUUGAAGGUGUGCGCUUCCAUGCUCACAAGGUCAUUCUGGCUGCUCGAUCAGAAUACUUCAGAGCACUGUUGUUUGGUGGGAUGAAGGAGUCGCAGCCAGGGACGACGGAGAUAGAGCUGCAGGAUACACCAAACAUAGCCUUUUCAGCACUGCUCAAGUACAUGUACACAGGACGCAUGAAUCUCAUCGAAAUCAAGGAGGAAAAUUUGUUAGAUAUUCUUGGCCUGGCACACCGGUUUGGAUUUGUUGAACUUGAAGGUGCCAUCUCAGACUAUUUAAAGGCGAUUCUCAACAGCCGCAACGUGUGCUUCAUCUAUGACUUGGCCAACAUGUACAACCUAGCGUCCCUCUGUCAAGUAUGCAAGGAGUAUAUUGAUAGAAAUGCAUUUGAGAUUCUCCACAGUGAACCCUUUCUAACAUUAUCCCAGUCGUCAGUGAAACAGCUCAUCUGCACCGAUUCCUUCUGUGCUCUGGAGAUCGACAUCUUCAAGGCCAUCAAGAGCUGGGCGGACCAGAACCAGGGCCAGGAUCCCACCCCCAUCCUGGACUCUGUCAGGUUCUCUCUGAUGACCAUGCAGGAACUACUGAACGAUGUCCGGCCAACUGGUCUCGUGUCGGCGGAUGCCAUCCUGGACGCCAUCAAGACACAGACGGAGUCCAGGGACAUGGAACUCAAGUACAGAGGCUGUCUCAUCCAUGAGGAGAAUGUGGCGGCCACUAGGUUUGGGAGUCAAGUGUUGCGGGGGGAGAUGAAGGCAGCCUUGUUGGAUGGGGACAGUCAGAACUACGACCUGGACCGGGGUUUCUCACGCCACCCCAUAGAUGAGAAUAAUGGCCAGGGCGUGGUCAUCAAGCUGGGCCAGGCCUUCAUCCUCAACACUGCCAAGCUGCUCCUGUGGGACAAGGACAUGAGGUCGUACUCCUACUACAUCGAGGUGUCGAUGGAUGACAAGGACUACGAGAGAAUCAUCGAUCACACCGGCUUCCUGUGUCGUUCCUGGCAGAUCAUGCACUUCCCAUCCAGAGCUGUCAGGUACAUCCGCAUUGUUGGGACCCACAAUACAGUAAACCGUGUCUUUCAUAUAGUGUCUUUUGAGUGUCUGUACACCAGCAAGCCCUUCCAACUCAGCAGAGGACUUGUGGUUCCCUCAGAGAAUGUGGCCACCAUAAAACACAGUGCGUGUGUGAUCGAGGGAGUGAGUCGGAGUCGGAAUGCACUGAUCAAUGGCGACACCCGGCACUAUGACUGGGACUCGGGCUACACCUGUCACCAACUGGGGAGCGGCGCUAUCGUCGUACAGCUUGCUCAGCCAUACAUCAUCCAGUCUAUGAGGCUGCUGCUGUGGGACUGUGACGACCGCAGCUACAGCUACUACGUGGAAGUGUCUACAGACCAGCAGAAGUGGCACAUGGUGUCUGACAAACGGAGAGAAGCAUGCAAAUCCUGGCAGACCAUCACCUUUGAAGCUGAACCAAUUGCCUUUGUCAGGAUUGUUGGCACUCACAACACCGCAAAUGAAGUGUUCCACUGUGUGCACUUUGAAUGUCCAGCCGAUACUUCUCUCAGCGCUCUCAGCAACUCUGUAGCCAAUGUCUCGCUCACUGUGGGUCCCCCGAACAGCCCCCCGAGCCCCAGUGUGUCUAAUGCUCCCUCCAGUCAGCCCAGCCCCCAGCGGCUCCAGGGAGCAGAGGGGGGGCAGGGCAUCAGCCCAAACAGAUCCCAGAGGAGCCCUCGCCGCAGUCCACAGCACCCUGUACAUGACAUUUACGCUGGACCAGACUACUCACAGCAAGACGCACCCGAAGCUGAUCGGAUGGAUGUGGAACACUGACUGUAGGUUGGGGGGGGGGGGGGGGG
Messenger RNA from Haliotis rufescens (red abalone), 2098 nucleotides. RefSeq names its product BTB/POZ domain-containing protein 9-like. Lineage: Eukaryota; Metazoa; Mollusca; Gastropoda; Lepetellida; Haliotidae. The record is from RefSeq and is a predicted model, not a curated record. Gene Ontology annotation, biological process: adult locomotory behavior; circadian behavior; modulation of chemical synaptic transmission. Bases 117 to 2072 code for a protein of 651 amino acids. Gene Ontology annotation, molecular function: protein binding. The transcript has 11 exons.